AUGUCGCCCCUUCAACUUGUUUGUUUCGCUUUUGUAGCAGGCCUUAUUAGUGUGUGUGAGGCCCAGUGCUUCCCAACCUAUCCUACCUACCCAAGAAGGUAUCCUUUGCCACCUACGAUCUAUUACGAGGAUACUAAUGCUUUAUUAUUGCUCGCUAAAGCACUCGAUAAAAGUAACGACAAUGUUGACUUAGGCCAAAUUGUAAGUCAACUCAUUAAUGCAUUGGUAUAUACCUCUGUAAAAGGAUGUAACGGUUCUGGUGGUAAUAGCGGUAACGGUGGUAACGGUGGGGCAGGAGGAGCCGGCGGUGCCGGAGGCAGUGGUGGUACUAAUGGUGGCCAAACGAAUCCUUUGAUAUUAUUAGAGCUACUAAAAAACAACGAGUUACUUAAUCUGGCGUUAGGCUCAACAGAUGUUUUAGGUGUAACGUUGGGUUCGUAA
Diatraea saccharalis (sugarcane borer) is the source of this 441-nucleotide messenger RNA. Lineage: Eukaryota; Metazoa; Arthropoda; Insecta; Lepidoptera; Crambidae. The record is from the annotation of a GenBank genome assembly.